Saccharomyces mikatae IFO 1815 is the source of this 321-nucleotide messenger RNA. RefSeq names its product Rbl2p (gene RBL2). Gene Ontology annotation, molecular function: beta-tubulin binding. Gene Ontology annotation, biological process: post-chaperonin tubulin folding pathway; tubulin complex assembly. The transcript has a single exon. The record is from RefSeq and is a predicted model, not a curated record. Gene Ontology annotation, cellular component: microtubule cytoskeleton; cytosol. NCBI's taxonomy places the organism in Eukaryota, Fungi, Ascomycota, Saccharomycetes, Saccharomycetales, Saccharomycetaceae. The coding region runs from base 1 to 321 and encodes 106 amino acids.
AUGGCACCCACGCAGUUAGAAAUUAAAGUUAAGGCUCUCAAGAGACUCACUAAAGAAGAAGGCUACUACCAGCAGGAACUGAAAGAUCGGGAAGCUAAUGUGGCAAAACUUAAAGAGGAUGAGUCUGUUGACCCAUACGAUUUAAAAAAGCAGGAGGAGGUUCUUGAUGAUACCAAGAGAUUACUACCUACUUUAUUUGAAAAGAUCAAAGAAUUUAAAGAAGACUUGGAGAAAUUUCUAGAAACUUACCAAGGUACCGAAGAUAUAAGUGAUGCGAAAACUGCCAUUGCUUCUGCACAGGAAUUACUGGCUUCUAUAUAG